CAUCGGGCACGUGACACACAUUGUAGUAUACAACCAGACAGCUGGUUCUUACCAAAAUAUAAAAAAAACACUGCGACUACAUUUUCCAAUUAAAAUUCGUGUAAAAGAAAAUUCCUGUAACAUUACAUUGGCUGCAGCAAUUCAGUUGACAUUUAGAACUCCAAGAAACAACAACGAUAAGCGGGAAAAGGAAUACGGAAGUUUAAAUUAAAAAUAAUAAAUCUAAUUCAAUUAAUUUAAAAUAAAGUUUUUCUCGAAAAGCUUUAGUUAAACACAAAUGUCCACCUUAAGUGUUUUAAAUUACAAUUUAUCAUCGGGAUUAAAUAUGAAAGUGAACAACCAAAACUCUAGCUCCAAUGGAGUAAUUAAUGGCAAUAAUGCCCUAAAUAAAACUUUUAAUAAGAUAACGGUGCAAAAUGUUUUAAGUGAAAAUAAUGGCAAUUCUUUGAAUAUAACCAAUGGUAAUCCUAAUGCUAUUGUAAGGAAAAUUAAAGAUUUUGGCAUGAUAGGCUCAGUGAAUAAUGCAUCUGGAGCGGCCAGUUUAAACAUGAAUCCACGCAAGAGACCUUUAACGGAAAAUAAACAAAACCAAAAACCCACUGAGAGUAAACCUACAGCCUCAGCUAGUAAAAAGCCCAAGUUAACCAAGGAAGAAAGAGCAGCCAUACGUUUGGCCAAGAAGGCAGCAAAGGAGAACUCUAGCAUAACGAAGUCAAAUACUAAAGAUCAGCCCAUGGCUUUGAUGCAACAAGUCAAAAUACCCGGCACUCCUGGACGCAAAGGUUUGCCCUUGCCCCAGGCGGUAGCUAGACGCAAUGCUCGCGAACGUAAUCGUGUUAAACAAGUCAAUAAUGGUUUUGCCGCUUUAAGGGAGCACAUACUCGAAGAGGUGGCUGAGGUAUUUGAAAAUCAAGGCACUAAUAGAGGCUCAUGCAAAAAGUUUAGCAAAGUUGAGACUCUAAGAAUGGCGGUGGAAUAUAUAAGAUCUUUGGAGCGUUUACUGGGUUUUGAUUUUCCUACAGGCUCUGGACAACUCAACUCCUCUAGUGGUGAAGAAAGUUUUAGUUUAAUAAAAGAUGAAUUUGAUGCUUAUUCCCCCACCAUGGAAGAACAAUUCGAUGACUCCUUAAGUCACUAUGACAAUGAGGAAUUUUUCUCUUCAAACACCAGUCAACAGCAAACCCAAUUGCCCUCCUCAUCUCCACAACCUACAGCACAAAUGGAUAUGUUACCCAAUAUAACUACACUUAAUGGUCUACAAUAUAUAAGAAUUCCAGGGACAAAUACCUAUCAACUCUUGACCCCAGAUAUAUUCGUAGGUACGGCCACCUCGCCACCAUCCUCGACUAUUGAUGAAGAACAUUUUAAUGCAUUAAUUGACACUAAUUGUGUAAGUCCUUCAUCAUCGUCAACGCCAAGCAUAAUGCAACAACAAACAACUACUACAGCUGAUCAACAAUCGCCUUCACCACCAUCAAUUAAUUCCACUGAGGUAAUAAGAAGGGUACAAGAAACAACAGCACCUGUCUUAACUACAACUACAGUAACUAAUGGAGAAAAUAUAAACGAAGGGACUGCUACGUUAUCUUCAUCAUCAUCUUCUUCUUCAUCAACAGUAACUGCUACAACAUCAUCAUCAACUUCGUUAUUAUUAUCGCCCGUGCCACAAAACCAACAACAGCAAAUAAUACCACUAUUAACGGCAACAUCAUCCCCCAGUACAAGUCCAGUAUUACAUCAACUACAUACAUUAUCACCUGCCACAACUAAUGAUCAACAUCAUCAACAACAGCUACAACAGACCAUCAGACAAACGUGUGCCGCUAAUCAACUACAACAACAGCAAUUUCUACUACCAAACUCAAAUGACCAGCAAAUAGGAAUGUUGCACAUGAUUAAACAGGAGUAUCCUGAAGAACCCUCUUCUAAUAUUUAUCAACAAACAUCACCUUCACAACAACAGCAACAACAUUUACAGGUUUAUCAUCACUCUACCAUGUCUCCACCUUUAGAACGCCAAACACCCACUACAUCGACUGCCUCGUCUUCCUCCUCCUCUCAUAUGUUGCAACAAUUCUUCCCUCAUGAUCAAAAUUCUUCUUCAUUUUAUGAAGGAAUUGCUACCAUGAAAAAGGAAUUUAACGAAGUACUCCUAGAUGCCUCUCACAACACCAAUGUUUUGUCUGAUGAAAGCAUGAUUGAGGCAAUUGAUUGGUGGGAUGCUCAUACUCCCAAAUCGGAUGGUGGUUCAUUAAUGAUGUAAAUGAGGAAAAGCUAUAAGGAAAUGUCUAAUUGUUUCCUAUGUUGGAUUUGAAACAAAUGUUUCAAAAGGUUAAAAUAAGGUACCUUUACUUUAAAAUGUACUAUUUUAUUUAAUGCUGCAUUAUCUUAAGGGAGAUAUUUUAAGGAGCAGAUCAAAACUUUAAGAGUUUCUCAACUCCAAAGUAUCUGAAAUAUCCGAAUCUUUUAAGUAAUGAAAGAAAAAAAUCCCCAUGUCAAAUAUUGGUACUUUUAUUUCUAAUACAAAUGGUUGGAGCUAUGAAUAUAAUUGAUAAAGUCAAAGUGGCUAUUCAUUUAAAGAAAUGUUAAUUUAAAUUAUAUUGAUGAUUUAAGGUUUCAUUAAA
This is a messenger RNA of Lucilia cuprina (Australian sheep blowfly), 2624 nucleotides long. It is a transcript of the gene ase, whose product is annotated as achaete-scute complex protein T8. Gene Ontology annotation, molecular function: protein dimerization activity; DNA-binding transcription factor activity, RNA polymerase II-specific; RNA polymerase II transcription regulatory region sequence-specific DNA binding. The record is from RefSeq and is a predicted model, not a curated record. Lineage: Eukaryota; Metazoa; Arthropoda; Insecta; Diptera; Calliphoridae. The transcript has a single exon. The coding region runs from base 278 to 2263 and encodes 661 amino acids. Gene Ontology annotation, biological process: regulation of neurogenesis; neuron differentiation; positive regulation of transcription by RNA polymerase II. Gene Ontology annotation, cellular component: RNA polymerase II transcription regulator complex.